CAAAACUGUUUAAGUCAUGGGGGUCAUGUGAUAUCUAGCAGUUCUGCCACCAAAUGAAGUGAACUGCAAUUCUUUCAAGGAAAGUCUUCUUUCAUACUACAGCGGCUAGGUGGUUUGUUGCAGCUCUGCUAAAAAUAACUAAUUUCCUCAUUUCACUCUGGAGUCACAACUUCACUUUUUCUUAUUUUUUAGCUGUGGGCUCAUUUGGAGCCAGUUUCUGUCUGUGAAUAUGCUGACCGACAACAUGUUACUGACCCUCUUCUUUGUUUCAGGUGCACUGGCUGAUUGUCUUCUCAAUCCAUCCCUAUUCAUUACUGCACCAAAGCAGAUGGAAGCACUGAGUGGAUCUUGUCUGAUAAUCCCAUGUAACUUUAGUGCUAAACAAGAUCAGGACUUCAUCAGCGUAAGAACAACCUUCGGAGUGUGGAUUAAAAGUGACUCCAGAUUUAAGAACAAUAGAAAUAAUGUUAUUUUCAACAGUAGUGGGACAGUUACCACCUAUCCAAUGAGUAUUACUGGAGACCUGAGUCAGAAAAACUGCACCACCUUGUUUUCCAGUUUAAUCACAAGUUACACUGACACAUACUACUUCAGAAUUGAGAACAUUGCAUUCAGGGCAACAGCUUCUUGUGAUCCUCUUCAAAUAACAGUUCAAGAUUCCCCCCCGAGCCCCAGAAUUGAGAUCCCAUAUGAUCUGAAGGAGAAGAAGUCUGUCACUAUAAGCUGCUCAGCUUCCACUCCCUGUCCACACUCCCCUCCUAAACUCACCUGGAAUCUCCAACAAGACCCUCCCAACAACAUAGAGGAGAACACAGAUCGGACCUUCACAACUAAAAUCCAGAAGACCAUCACUCUGUCAGACACACAUGAUGGAUUCACCAUCAGCUGUUCUGCCACAUAUCCCGUGAAUGAAGGAAGAGAAGUCAAGACAGCAGAGGAGAGAAAGACUCUCAAUGUUUCAUAUGCUCCCAAGAACACCUCAGUGUCCAUCAGUCCAUCAGGUUUGGUGUCAGCAGGUAGCUGGGUGAACCUGACCUGCUCCAGCAGAGCCAAGCCUCCCGCCAGCUUCAGCUGGUUCAAGAACAGCAAAGAUGGAGCCAUCAGAGUAGCUGAAGGAGACUUUUACAGCUUCAAUGUCACUGAUGUCACUGAUGGAGAUUAUUACUGUGUGGCCACAAAUGAUCUCGGUAAUCAGACAUCAUCAGAGAUCCAUGUGACCAAUGAAGACCCUCCCAAAGAUGUUAUGGUGGUCAUCAGUCCCACUGAUCCAGUGUCAGUUGGCAGCGUGGUGAACCUGACUUGCUCCUGCAGAGGAAACCCUCCUGUCGUCAACUUUGUCUGGUUCAUGAUCAGUGACGGCAGACUGGAACUGAUCAAAGCUGAUACACAGGUUUAUGGCUUUAAAGUGACCAACAGUGAUCGAGGCAGAGUGUAUUAUUGUGGAUGCAGAAAUGAUCUGGACAUCCAACUAUCAACAGGAUGUCAGCUGAUAUUUGAAGGAGAACAGGUUGGUGUUGAAGUUAUAUUGAAGAUCCUGGCAGUCAUAAUGCUUGUCAGCACAUUGGUCAUCUUUGAGUGUUGGUUUAGAUCAAGAUGCUCCACAGAACCAGUGAAGGACACAGGAGAAGCAGUUUAUGUCAACAGUGCAGUUGAGUUACAUCCAUCAUGAGCCAGAAGGAGAUGAAGAAGAUGUUAUGUUCAACAUGCUGUAUUGUCGAUGCUGCAUUUAUUAGUCUUAGUGUGCGACUUGCAAUAAAGUGUAGAUUUUCUCUAAAUACUCAAUGGUAUUAAUUCUUAAAGGCUUGAAUUAUAUUUUUGUAUUUUUUCUGCUCUCUCUUUGUUAAAAUCAACAUAAAAAGUAAAAGCAUCUUCUUUAACGGAACACGCCGACUUAUUGGGACUUUAGUUUAUUCACUGUAGGGUUGAACUGAAUCACAGCACCGACUUUUUUCUUUUGUUCUUAAGAUACCAAAAAGAUGCUUAGACCAUGUGUCAUUUUCAUUGCUUAACUGGUGUUUCCACUGUAUGCAUUUAAAGUGUGUUAAUGAAAUAAAAAUGGUUUGAAAAAGA
Messenger RNA from Perca flavescens (yellow perch), 2070 nucleotides. Its product is annotated as vascular cell adhesion protein 1-like. NCBI's taxonomy places the organism in Eukaryota, Metazoa, Chordata, Actinopteri, Perciformes, Percidae. The transcript is spliced from 9 exons. The record is from RefSeq and is a predicted model, not a curated record. The coding region runs from base 230 to 1669 and encodes 479 amino acids.